AUGGCCAAGGUUCCUUAUGCUUCGGCUAUAGGAAGCCUAAUGUAUGCCAUGCUGUGUACUAGGCCUGAUAUUGCCUACGCUAUUAGUGUGACUAGCAGGUUUCAAUCCAAUCCAGGUUUGGAACACUGGAUAGUUGUCAAGAAUAUCCUUAAAUACUUGAGAAGAACUAAGGAUUUAUUCUUGAUAUAUGGAGGAGGUGAGCUUCAACUAGAAGGAUUUACAGAUUCUGAUUUCCAAUCAGAUAUUGAUGAUAGAAAGUUUGUCUCAGGGUUUGUAUUUUUGUGUAAUGGAGGCACUGUUUGUUGGAAGAGUUCCAAUCAGACAACUAUAGCAGACUCCACCACUGAAGCCGAGUAUGUUGCUGCAUGUGAUGCUACAAAAGAGGCUAUUUGGAUCAAGAAGUUCGUUUCAGAGCUGGAAGUGGUUCCUUCCAUUGAGUUAGCAGUUCCUCUUUACAGUGAGAACAAUGGAGCCAUUGCUCAGGCAAAGGAGCCUAGGUCUCACUAG
This is a messenger RNA of Hevea brasiliensis (rubber tree), 507 nucleotides long. RefSeq names its product secreted RxLR effector protein 161-like. The record is from RefSeq and is a predicted model, not a curated record. The transcript has a single exon. NCBI's taxonomy places the organism in Eukaryota, Viridiplantae, Streptophyta, Magnoliopsida, Malpighiales, Euphorbiaceae. Bases 1 to 507 code for a protein of 168 amino acids.